This is a messenger RNA of Penicillium coprophilum, 1680 nucleotides long. Its product is annotated as MDR family MFS transporter. The coding region runs from base 1 to 1680 and encodes 559 amino acids. The record is from RefSeq and is a predicted model, not a curated record. NCBI's taxonomy places the organism in Eukaryota, Fungi, Ascomycota, Eurotiomycetes, Eurotiales, Aspergillaceae. The transcript is spliced from 6 exons. Gene Ontology annotation, biological process: transmembrane transport. Gene Ontology annotation, molecular function: transmembrane transporter activity.
AUGGAGAAGCAAACCAUCGACACAGAUAAACAAGCGACGGUCGAAGAUCCGUCGCGGCGUUCUAUUACCCUAGUUUCAAGCUCAGAACGAAGCAACCUGGAUAUCCCCAACCACGAUGCGAAAGCUCAUCCGACUGAUGAAUAUCCGCAUGGUGCACGUCUAGCUGCUGUUAUGCUUUCACUCAUGCUGGGCAUGUUUUUGGUCGCACUUGACAAUACUAUCCUCGGCACGGCGAUUCCCAAAAUCACGGACGAGUUCCAUGACCUGAACAAAGUCUCUUGGUAUGGGGCAGCAUACUUGAUGACAUAUGGUAGUGGCUUCCAAUCAACCUGGGGCAAAUUUUACAAGUACUUUCCGAUUAAGCUUUGGUUUCUCGUUGCAGUAUUCAUUUUUGAGGUGGGCAGUCUCAUCUGCGCCGUGGCGAAAGACCCUACAACUCUCAUAGUUGGCAGGGCGCUCGCCGGUUUUGGCGGAGCCGGAGUGGGAGUGGGAAUUUUCACAAUUAUCGGAUUUGCUGCGCCUCCUGAAAAACGUCCACAGCUUUUAGGAUUUACUGGAGCAACCUAUGGCAUCGCCGCAGUUCUGGGACCCCUCAUUGGCGGCGCCUUUACUGCCAAAGUGUCAUGGCGCUGGUGCUUCUACAUUAACCUGCCUAUUGGAGGACUUGCUGCCGGGACGAUCUUCUUGCUCUUCAAGACUCCAAGUAGUGCAACCCCGGCUGAGGCUACACCCAAAGAGAAGUUCUUGCAGAUGGACCUAGUUGGCGGGGCCCUUAUGAUGGGACUGAUCGUUUCAUUUCUGCUGGCUCUGCAGUACGGGGGCCAAACACAUUCGUGGAAGAGCAGCGAAGUCAUAGGACUGCUGGUCGGCUUUUUCGUGAUGGUUCUAGUCUUUGUGGCUUGGGAAACGUACCAGAAGGAACGUGCGAUGAUUGUUCCUCGACUGUUCAUGAAACGCUACAUAUCCGUGGGCUCCAUUUUUAUGUUCUUCUUUGGUGGCGCUUACUUCAUCAUUCUUUACUUUCUUCCGAUUUACUUCCAGAGCGUUUACAACAACAGUCCAAUCGGAUCUGGUGUCAAAAUGCUUGCACUCAUAAUCCCACUCACACUCGCUGCCAUUGUACAAGGAUUUGCGCUAUCCAAAAUUGGCAUCGUACCGCUGUUCUGGGUUAUUGGUGGCGUUUUGGGAACCGUCGGCUGUGGUCUAUUCUAUACUUUUGAUAUUGGAACAUCUACUGGCAAGUGGAUUGGAUAUCAGAUUCUUGUUGGCUUAAGCGUUGGUUGGACAUUCCAAAUUGCCAUGUCAAAUGCGCAAGUCCAUGCUUCACCAGAGGACAUGUCACAGGCUACAGCCAUCGUCAAUUUCUUCACAACCGUUGGCGGAGCCUUCUUUCUUUCAGCAGCGCAAUGCGUCUUUAACAAUCAACUGCUUGGGACGGUUACCAAAAGGCUCCCCGAGCUCGACCCGGCGGUAGUUAUUGGGACCGGUGCAACGCAAGUCCGCGAAGUUUUUACGGCGUCGCAAGUUUCGGUCAUCAUCAAUGCCUACAUGGUCGGUCUGAAAGCUGUCUUUGCGAUUACAAUCGCCGCCUAUGGUGUUGCCACCAUCACUGGAUUGUUUGGCAGCUGGAAGAAGAUCAACGGUAAUGAGCUGAAGAAGACGGCUGGCGGCGCGGCAUGA